Messenger RNA from Wallemia mellicola CBS 633.66, 1433 nucleotides. RefSeq names its product STE3-domain-containing protein. Gene Ontology annotation, cellular component: membrane. Gene Ontology annotation, molecular function: mating-type factor pheromone receptor activity. The transcript is spliced from 4 exons. The coding region runs from base 317 to 1417 and encodes 366 amino acids. The record is from RefSeq and is a predicted model, not a curated record. Gene Ontology annotation, biological process: G protein-coupled receptor signaling pathway. Lineage: Eukaryota; Fungi; Basidiomycota; Wallemiomycetes; Wallemiales; Wallemiaceae.
GUGUACUGGGUCGAAUUGGAGAGUUGGAACUUCGAGAUCCGAAAUCAUGCUUGUUGUUUGAUUGUUGAAGAAGCACAAGCAAACUGCUUUCUAUUUAUACUCUGAGAAUUUUCUUAUCAGAACUUUAUCAAGUUUAUCUCCCAUUGUUCACGAAUUCAUUUUCUUUAUUAUCACAAGAACAAUGAGUUUUUUAUGCAUGAUUAUCCGCACAAUGGCGUUCCUGCCUAAAACUCAUUGUUUGAGGCGAAAUAUUUGAAGGACAAUGAAUCGAACCAGAAAAAGCCAUAAAUACGAUUUUGAUCAUAUUUAAACAGAAAUGUCCCUGGUAGCAAUCCCAAUAAUAUCUAUAAUAGCAGUCAUUAUAACGAUUCUCCCUUGCUCGUGGCAUUAUCGAGUCGGCAAUACCAACAUUCUUAUACUUACAGUAUGGAUUAUUGGCGUCAAUUUUAUCUACUUCAUCAACUCUAUCAUCUGGCAUGACAAUGUGGACAUACAUACUCCCGUCUGGUGUGAUAUCACGACGAAAUUGGUUAUUGGCGCAAACAUCGCAAUUCCGGCUACCGCCGCUUGUCUUCUACGCAACUUAUCUGGUAUAGCUACAGCGUCCGUUGUCAGCACCUCACGAAAGGAUAUGAGAAAAAAAUUAUAUCUUGAUCUGACUUACGGUGUAGUAGUUCCUAUCAUCUACAUGGCUUUACAUGUGGUCAUUCAAGAUCGUCGGUUUAACAUUAUUGAGGGUAUAGGUUGUAUGCCAGUCAUUUGGCCUUCCUGGCUUUCUCUUGUUCAUACGUCCCUCCUUCCUUUCAUAUGCGCAAUAGUAGCGGCUUAUUAUUCAUUUAAGACUUUCAGGGCGUUCUACAAAUAUCGAGAAACUUUCAUGGACUUGUUUAAAAUGAAGAAGUACGGGUUGACGAAAAGUAAAUUUAUCAGACUGAUAGGCCUUGCUAUGACGAUUUUUAUUCUCACCAUCGUUGCUGCAGUAGUACAAUUAGUCGUCAACCUUCAAGCAAACAGUGGACGGCUAUUGCCUUACAAGAGCUGGGACCAAGUUCAUGUCUAUUUUUCAAAGAUUUACCAGGUAAAACUUUCCGAACUAAACGAACAUCAGUUAGGUGCGAACAUAGCAAGCUGGUUAUUGCCAAUCAUAACAGCUAUUAUUUUCUUUUUUUUCUUCGGAUUUGCUGAAGAAUCCCGGAAAGAGUACGUCCGUUGCUUACUCUUUUGCUUUCCAUUCCUCAGAGCAAGACUUCAACGAUCAACUAUUCCAAACAAUGGUCAUGUGUCAACUAUCUCCUCCUCACCAAGCCAAGACUACGAUGACUUUGAUAAGCUGAAAGACUGUAGUAGGGGUCAAUCUGAAGAAUACGAGCUUCCUGUUCUGAGAGCCUCAUAUUUAGAAAGCAGAAAACCAACAUAGAAAAUCACAUUAUUAA